Heterotrigona itama is the source of this 403-nucleotide messenger RNA. The record is from the annotation of a GenBank genome assembly. Lineage: Eukaryota; Metazoa; Arthropoda; Insecta; Hymenoptera; Apidae.
AUGGAACAAUCUGUUUGCAGGUACGCAGAUACACUGCAGAGGAUAAUAAAUAUUCUGGCUUUAGGGCAAUUCGUCAUCAGCACCGGAAUGCUCUGCUUCGCGGGAUUGCAAAUUACCUCGAUCUGCUCGCGAAUCAAGGCGUCGUCGAUGAAAAAAAAUGAUGAUGGAGGACAAAGGUCGCCUGAUGAAAUAUUCGAUCUUCUUCAACUCGGCGAUUCUCGAGCUGUUCAUGUUCAGCUUCAGUGGAAACGGCCUGAUGGAAGAGAUGAUCAGCGAGGCAGUGGGCCAUUCCGCUUAUGGUAGUGGAUGGAUCGGUAGCGGUUUCUCUCAGAUUCUUCAGAUUAUGAUGAUCCAACUGUGGCCAAAUCCUACGCCAUGUCACUGGAGAGUUUCUCAGCGAUGA